Molecule: messenger RNA, 2166 nt
Organism: Rhodotorula toruloides NP11
Lineage: Eukaryota; Fungi; Basidiomycota; Microbotryomycetes; Sporidiobolales; Sporidiobolaceae
Product: endosomal SPRY domain protein
Exons: 5
Coding region: 1-2166 (721 amino acids)
Molecular function (GO): protein binding
Source: RefSeq, a predicted model, not a curated record
AUGCGACUGCCACGGCAGGCUACCGCUUCAACCCCCUCCACCACCGACCCCUCCGCCUCCGCCUCCGCAGCCCUCUCGCACCUCCCACAGCUCCUGCGCGACUCGCGCCCAUCGGACAUGCUCGACGCACUCGUCAAGUACGACAACAAAGACGCGCGGGGGACGGUGAGGCCCGUCGGCGAGUGGGAGGACGAGUGGCCGAUCUCGCCGCCGACGCGGGGAGGAGGGGGCGUCUUUGAUGGCGACAACGGGGGCGUAGGGCUGCCUGGUCCUGGGACAGGCACUACUCCCUCGCACCACCGAUCCGAUCCCACCCUCGCCGUCCUGAUCCCGCUCCUCGUACUCCUCACUCUCCUCCUCUUCCUCAUCUUCAUCCUCACCAUCGUCCUCCUCCGGCGCCGUCGCGGGAUCGAAUUGACAGACGACGGGUCGGGUCCGACGAACCUAGAGCGCGAGGAUGAGGUCGAUGGGGAGGGGGGACUGGAGGGCGUCGAGCAGAGGUGGUUGAUGACCGUUGACGAGCCGACGCGCGUGGGGUACAUGCGGGCGAAGGUCUGGCAAACGCAAUACCCACCCAACUCGCAACCGACCGAAAUCACCCUCACCCAAUUCCUCUCGAUCCAAGAAAAAGGCGUCUCAGCCUGGUCCUUCGAGCCAGACUACGAAUCCAACUCGUCCGUCUUUGUCCAAUCGCGCACCGAAAUCUCGUUCCUCGCGGACGGGUACGGGAUGGCGCCUGAGGAAGGAGGAGGAUCGUGCGUCCAGAGCAACCUCCCGAUCCCGAAACUGAACGACGUGUAUUACUUCGAGUGCAAGAUGUUUGAAAAGCCGGAGACGACCAACGUCUCGGUGGGAUUGGCGACGAAGCCGUACCCGUCGUUUCGACUGCCAGGCCUCAGCCGGUACUCGGUCGGCUAUCACUCUGCGGACGGCUUCAAGUCGCACUCGUUCCCCUUCACCUCGACCUCCUACGGCCCUCCCCUCCUCGAAGGCGACGUCCUAGGCGUCGGCUACCGCCCCCGAAGCGGGUUGAUCUUCUUCACCCGCAACGGCAAGAAACUCGAAGACGCCUUUGUCGGAUUCAACAAGCACAACGUCUUUCCCACCAUCGGCGCGGACGGACCUUGCUCCGUGCAUGUGAAUCUCGGACAGGCGGGAUUCGUCUUUAUCGAAGCGAAUGUCAAGAAGUGGGGGUUGGCGCCGCAGAUGGGGACCUUGGCGCCUCCUCCGGCGUACGGUUCGGAGGGGGGAAGUAUCCUCCUCGAAUCUGCGACCGCCGCCGCCGCUCACGCACCUGCAUCGUCCUCGACCCCGCCAAUCUCCCACCACCGCCGCACCUCCUCGCUCGUCGCCUCCGCCUCCUCAGCCGCCGCCGCCCUCUCAUCCCCCACACAGCCCAUCCGUCCCUCUCCACUCCGCCACUCCCACUCACGUCACACCUCGUCCGCCUCGUCCCGCUCGAAUUCGAACGGGUCGGAAGGCGGCGAACGAGGAGAAGAGGAGGACGUCCAUAACCCCCCUACGCCGGGGUUGUUGGAUAUCUCGUUGCAUUCUAUGCAUCGGUUUCCGGAUCCGGUGUAUGAGUCGGAUGAGGAGGAGCGGCGGGAUGAGGUGGCGAGCGACGCGGAGGGGGAGGAGGAGGAGGAGCGAGAGGAGGGGGAGACGGUGGCGCUUGUGAGCCCCAGGCAGCAGGUGGCGGCGGAUGGAGCGAGCGCGAGGAGCGUCAGUCCGCCCGCUUACAACCCUGUCGACCCCUACAUGUACGCCCCCGGAGUUGCCGAAACGAUCCUCGAAGACGCCUUCGCGGCCGCCGCAAACCAACAAGGUUCCUCCGCCUCACCAAUCACUCCCUCCACCGUCGCAGGCUACCCCGGUUCCUCCUCCGCCCGUCCUCCCCUCCCCGGUCUGUCACCUCAACAAGUCGCUGUCGUCGCGCAGUUCGCACAACAGAGGAGGCUGAUGCAGCAGCAGCUACAAGCGGGCGGAGGGGCGUCAGCGAGCGGGGCGAGUAGUCCGGGCUACGAGGCGCGGACUGCGGGCGCGGGUGAUGCAGGUGGAGCGGGAGGAACGGGAUCAGGAGGACUGGGAGGGCUGUUGGGUUGGUUGACGGGUCGGGCGCGGGCGGGCGCGACGCCUGAAUCGCGCGCUGAGCAGGGUCAGGCCUGA